Molecule: messenger RNA, 1006 nt
Organism: Magnolia sinica
Lineage: Eukaryota; Viridiplantae; Streptophyta; Magnoliopsida; Magnoliales; Magnoliaceae
Exons: 6
Coding region: 95-805 (236 amino acids)
Biological process (GO): regulation of translational initiation
Cellular component (GO): cytoplasm
Source: RefSeq, a predicted model, not a curated record
GGAUCAUCUGGUGGUAGGGCAGAAGUAGAUCUGAGAAUUACUUCUCGUCACAGCAGCCCUUGGAUUUCCGAUAGGAAAAGCUCAAACCCCUGAAAUGACGGUGGUGGGGUCGGCAUUCCCUUCCCUCCUCAACCGCUUCCCUGCAGCUGCCUUGCUCGCCAUCGCUGGAAGAAGCACCAAAGCUAUCAUGGUCAGCAGCGGCACCGGAGCGGCGUAUACAACCCUCCUCGAGCGAGUCACGUGCGAACGAGAGAUCAAGCGCAGCAAAUUCAUAGCCAUUGCAGCUCCCAUCUCCACCGAGCAAUCCGCCCAUUCCUUUCUCUCCGAGGUCCGAGAUCCCCGUGCCACGCACAACUGCUGGGCCUACAAGAUUGGAGAUCAGUACCGUUGUAACGAUGACGGAGAACCAUCAGGUACAGCUGGCAAACCCAUAUACUCUGCGAUUGAUUCAUCGGGCAUCGAUCGGGUCAUGGUCGUCGUCAUCAGGUACUUUGGAGGUAUAAAAUUGGGGACUGGAGGGUUAGUCAGGGCCUAUGGAGGAGUCGCUUCAGAAUGCCUUAGAGAUGCCGCGACUUGCCUUGUGAAAUCUAAAGUUCCAAUUGGUCUGGAGGUUCCCUUUGAUCUAUUGGGAAGUGUGUACCAUCAGCUACAAUCUUUCCAAGUCGAGGACAUCAAGCAGGAUUACGAUACGGGUAAAGAUGGCAUCACAAUGGUCACUUUUAAAGUCGAUUAUGAUAGGGUGGAGGGCUUGGAGACCACAAUCAAAGCUGCUUGCAGUAGAAAAAUUGCAUUUUACAAGAACUAGUGCGGAAUUUGUGGCAGACAGCAUCCAAUGGGAUCCACAUAUAGGCAAAUGAAGGUCAGUAUAUCUCAAAGGGUAUUGUUCGGAACAGUCACCUGCAGCAUGUCCCAUGUUUCUAUUUAAUUGCUUGUGUUGCUAUACAUGUAUACAGUCAGUGCGGAAAUGAAAAGCUCUUUUAUUAUAAAGCAUAGGACUAUUUGAGCA